GGGAAGGAUUCCCUCUCAUGAUACUGGUAACCAGCAGCAUAGCUUGUUUGUUUGCAGGGAUUUAUCAUACAAUAGCCUAACUGGAUCUGUGCCUCAGUUUCUAUCAGAACUGCCUGCUUUGGAGAUUUUGAAUUUAACAAGCAACAAUCUCACAGGUUCUGUUCCCAAGGCUCUGAUGGAGAAGUCCUCCUUGUUAUUAAUUACGGAUGGCAAUCCCAAUCUCUGUCGGUCGGACACCUGCGAACAAGCAACAAAGAAGAAGAAGAAGAAUCAGAGCACUACUGCAAUAGUUGCAUCUGUUGUUUCCUCCAUUGUAUUUUUAAGUGCAAUAGCUAUCUUGUGGAGCUUAAAGAGGAGAAAACAUAAAGGUAAUAGUUUUUCUAUAUAUUCCUUCAUUCUGGUAUUUGGUUUACAUUCAAGAAAUUAUUUUCUCAAUUACCUAAAGUCUUACUUGUAUAAUUUGAUCUUUGCCCAUGAACGACUCCUAAAAGGCAAUGUGGGAGGCAAGACAUUGAAGUUGAAAAAUUGAAGAUUCUCAUACUCUGAGGUUGUGAGUAUUACAAAUAAUUUCGAAAGGGUAAUCGGGAAAGGAGGAUUCGGAACAGUUUAUCUUGGCUACUUGAAAGAUGGCACUGAAGUUGCUGUCAAAAUGCUCUCUCGAUCAUCAAGUCAGGGAUCCGAACAGUUCUGGACUGAG
Messenger RNA from Camellia sinensis, 697 nucleotides. Lineage: Eukaryota; Viridiplantae; Streptophyta; Magnoliopsida; Ericales; Theaceae. The record is from RefSeq and is a predicted model, not a curated record.